Medioppia subpectinata is the source of this 945-nucleotide messenger RNA. The record is from the annotation of a GenBank genome assembly. NCBI's taxonomy places the organism in Eukaryota, Metazoa, Arthropoda, Arachnida, Sarcoptiformes, Oppiidae.
GCGAUGUCCGCGACGGCCGAAUCGGUGGUGACGGGCAAGACGUGGGAACUGUCUCUCUAUGAGUUGCACCGAUCGCCACAAGAAGUGGUGACCGACACCACGGAGAUAGCGGUGUCGCCGCGGAGUCUGCACUCGGAGCUGAUGUGUCCGAUAUGUCUGGAUAUGUUGAAGUGCACGAUGACCACGAAGGAGUGUCUGCACCGCUUCUGCCAGGAGUGCAUCAUAACGGCGCUCAGGAGUGGCAACAAAGAGUGCCCGACGUGUCGAAAGAAGCUCAUCUCGAAGCGGUCGCUCAGACACGACCCCAACUUCGAUAUGUUGAUCUCCAAGAUCUACCCCUCGCGCGACGAGUACGAGGCCCACCAGGAGAAGGUGUUGGCCAAACUGAACAAGCACCAUUCCCACAACUUUGUCAACAACAUCGAGGAGAGUCUUCGCAUACAAUCACUCAAUAGAGCCCAACGUAUCAAGAAGUUCAACGAAGACGGCUUCGAUAGGCCCGCCCAACGUAUCAAGAAGUUCAACGAAGACGGCUUCGAUAGGCCCGAUUCGCCGCAAUCGUUGAGCGGAGACUCGACUUCAUUGAUGCGUAAGAAAUAUGUGAAAACGUCUGAAAACGACUCGACCUGUGGUUCGGUUCACGAGAACGAUGGCGACGACACGGAAGGCGCGGACACCGAACGGUCGGCGGCGAGCACUCCACUCAUGGAUAUGUCGAGCGCGUUAUCGGUGUCCUCCCAUUUGCCAAUCUUUCACGAGAUUGAACUCGUAUUCAAGCCAUUACCGCAUCAAAUGGAUGAUCAGGACCUGACGCUCACUCAAACGCGUUAUAUUAAGACCACAACCAACGCAUCGGUCGACCAUUUAGUCAAAUACCUAUCGAUGCGACACAUUCUCGACUCAUCCAAUGGUAAUUCACAGCAAGACGUGAAGGAGACGGCCAGC